UCGGUGUCUCGUAGUUUAAAAUGGCGGCGUUGAGCAGCGCCGAGUCCCCACCGGCCGUCUUUAACGGAGAACCGAUGGCGCACGACGCGGAGCGGGAGCCGGGGCCGGGGCUGGGGCCGAGGCCGGGGCUGGAGGCGCUGAGCGCGGGGUUCAGCUCGGUGUGCACGGCGUGUUCCGCGUCCUCCGAGGCCGAGCAUCGCCACGACAUUCCCGAGGAGAUAUGGAAUAUCAAACAGAUGAUUAAGCUGACUCAAGAGCACAUAGAGGCACUUCUGGACAAGUUUGGUGGUGAACACAACCCUCCAUCCAUAUACCUGGAGGCUUACGAAGAGUACACCAGUAAACUCGACGCUUUACAGCAGAGGGAGCAGCAGCUGCUGGAGGCCAUUGGGAAUGGCACAGAGUUCUGCUCCUCCCCAACUCCAGCACCGCUGGAGGUCAGAUUGGGGGUGACCCAGAGUGCUGCUGCAACCCCCAACACCUUGGCAGUAUUGCAGACCCCGACGGACGCAACCCGCACUAAUCCACGUUCGCCCCAGAAACCCAUCGUUAGAGUCUUUCUGCCCAAUAAACAGAGGACGGUGGUUCCAGCACGUUGUGGGAUGACCGUAAGGGACUCAUUAAAGAAGGCUCUGAUGAUGCGAGGUCUAAUCCCAGAAUGCUGUGCUGUCUACAGGAUUCAGGAUGGAGAGAAGAAGCCCAUUGGCUGGGAUACAGACAUUUCUUGGUUAACUGGGGAGGAGCUUCACGUUGAGGUUUUAGAGAAUGUUCCCCUGACAACCCAUAAUUUUGUGAGGAAGACUUUCUUCACUUUGGCCUUCUGCGAUUUCUGCCGGAAGCUGCUUUUCCAGGGCUUCCGGUGCCAGACGUGUGGCUACAAAUUCCACCAGCGCUGCAGCACUGAGGUGCCGCUCAUGUGUGUCAACUACGACCAGCUGGAUUUACUAUUGACAUCCAAGUUUCUGGUGCACCACCCAAUCACCCAGGAGGAGGUGUCAUCAGAGGGCACCACCCCGGUGUCAGAGGUCUGUCCAUCUAUCCCACCAUCUGACUCCACAGGGUCGCUGUGCCAUCCGACCGUGUCCCCGUCCAAAUCCAUUCCCAUCCCGCAAAGUUUCCGGCCAGGGGAGGAAGACCACCGUAAUCAGUUUGGCCAGAGAGACCGCUCUUCCUCAGCCCCCAACGUCCAUAUCAACACAAUCGAACCAGUCAACAUUGAUGACUUGAUUCGUGAUCAAGGUUUACAGAGGUCUGAUGGAGGCUCCACCACUGGACUCUCGGCUACACCCCCUGCCUCCCUACCUGGUUCCCUGACCAAUGUGAAGGUGCCACAGAAGUCGCCGUGCCAACAGCGGGAGCGCAAGUCAUCAUCCUCAUCUGAGGACCGCAAUAAAAUGAAAACAUUGGGCCGACGGGACUCCAGUGAUGACUGGGAGAUUCCAGAGGGUCAGAUCACUCUGGGCCAGCGGAUAGGAUCUGGAUCUUUUGGAACUGUCUACAAGGGAAAGUGGCAUGGUGAUGUGGCAGUCAAGAUGUUGAAUGUCACUGCUCCCACUCCUCAACAACUACAGGCCUUUAAGAAUGAAGUAGGGGUUCUCAGGAAAACUCGGCAUGUCAAUAUUCUGCUCUUCAUGGGCUACACCACCAAGCCACAGCUGGCCAUCGUGACACAGUGGUGUGAAGGCUCAAGCCUCUACCACCACUUGCACAUUAUCGAGACCAAGUUUGAGAUGAUCAAACUAAUCGACAUCGCCCGCCAGACGGCCCAGGGCAUGGACUAUCUACAUGCCAAGUCCAUCAUUCACAGAGACCUGAAGAGCAACAAUAUCUUCUUGCAUGAGGAUCUGACGGUUAAGAUUGGUGAUUUCGGUCUGGCUACAGUGAAGUCACGCUGGAGUGGAUCACACCAGUUUGAGCAGCUGUCAGGCUCAAUCCUGUGGAUGGCUCCUGAGGUGAUCCGACUGCAGGAUAAGAACCCAUACAGCUUUCAGUCAGAUGUCUACGCUUUUGGUAUCGUCCUGUAUGAGCUCAUGUCUGGGGCGUUGCCUUACUCCAACAUCAACAACAGAGACCAGAUCAUCUUCAUGGUGGGCCGAGGUUACCUCUCCCCGGACCUGAGCAAAGUGCGCAGCAACUGCCCCAAAGCCAUGAAGAGACUCAUGGCUGACUGUUUGAAGAAGAAAAGGGAGGAGCGACCUCUGUUCCCUCAGAUCCUAGCCUCUAUUGAGCUGUUGGCACGCUCACUACCCAAAAUCCACCGCAGCGCCUCAGAACCUUCCCUCAACCGCGCUGGCUUCCAGACAGAAGACUUCAGUCUGUACGCCUGCGCCUCGCCAAAAACACCUAUUCAGGCUGGAGGCUAUGGGGAGUUUUCAGCUUUUAAGUAGUGCUGAUGACUCAAACGCUCAUCCCUGGUCACUUUUUCAGAUGUCUUGUGUUCCUACAGUGAGUUCAUCCUUAAAACCGAAAAAACCCACCUAGUCUCAAAGAAUGUGCUGUUUUUCUUCUUCUUUACCCAAAAAUCAAUGGUAUUGAAGGAAUCACUAUUUUAAAAAAAUUAGUUUAAAAAAAAAAAAAAAAAAAAAAAAAAAGUCUCAGCUGGGUAUCACGGCUGAUUAAAAAAAAAACCACCACAACAACCCAAAACCAGGAAAAGCGCAUAAAAUACAAAUGACACUGAUUUGCAGGAACAUGAGGAUGGCCACUGGAUGAAAGAAGAGGACAAAUGAAGGAAAUUAAAGUCUUGCUAUUAUGAUGGAACUUAAUGACGCCCCGUCCACUCCUCACAUUGUUAUAAGUUAGCGUUGGCCAAUCAGAGUGCAGGACCAACACUUUGACCAGUCGUGUGAUUCUGUAUUUGAGAGUGCCCCGCCCUGCUCAUUGCUCAUAGGGUGGCAUUCAAGCCAGAAGACUUGAAUGUCAUUUAGUUUAGAGACAUCCAGUACAUUCCUUCAAGUUAAAUUAUCAGAAGUACUGACAACACUUCUGACUAUUUUCGGAGUUAUCCAGUAUGGCCCAAGCAAAUAUUCUGUUUAAUAGGACAAGGUUACUGUGAGAAGCAGCAUGCUUUAUUGUCAGCUGGAACUGGUUUUCUUUUCUUCAUUAUUUCCCCUGUUCAUACAUGGUUUGUGUGAGCUAAAUGAAAGGAACUCUGUCUCGGUGUCACACGGAAACAGAGUCUGGAACAUUGUGUUACAGGUUUUACCAAACCUUCAGGUGUCACAUGUUCAUUAAGUAAACGAGCUGCUUCACUUUUAGGUGAAUUAAGGGACGUGUUUGAAAGACUGCUGAAGUAGGAUCGGUUUAUGGAUAGCAGUUGCUGAUUCUCCAUCAGCAUGUUUAGUUGCACACUGUAGAUCUUUUGCGUCGUGUCUGAAGCGUAUGUUGUUGCUGCUGCUACACUCACUGUGAGGUGGCCGUGUGAAAUGUUGCACUCGCAGACGUCCCCAGGCAAAAUCUACGCUUCGUCUUUUCUUCCUGGCUUUGACUACAGACUUCGAUGGAGGCACGCCAUCCUUGGAGACUAAACAUUUGAAGUUUGAUGCGUCUUCAUUCCAGUGUGUUUGGUAUUAAAACAGUUAUUUUUAUGUUGUUUCAUUUGUUUGCUUGGACAGGCAGGCCUGCAAAUGUAGAUUUAUUUAUGUAGCUUUAAUUUUAUUGUGUGUGUGUGUUUUUUUUUUUUUCUCUUCACCUCUCGGAGGGGGUUAUUUUUAAGUGUUUGUUUUCUGUGAUUGCGUAAAUGGAUGAUAAGCUGUGUGUCCUUUGCACUUUUCUAAAGCAGAUUGAUGCAAACAAGCAAUUUGCCUUUCUAUGGACAGAACAUUUUGUCAGAGCGUUUAAAGCAUGACUUAAAAAAAAUCUCAAUCACAACAGGAUUUAAAACUACACAUUAUUUAAAGCUACACAUUAUGAGAUAUGGCCAAGGGUAUAAAGCUAAAUUUAAAAAAACAUUUGUGACACUGUGUUGAUGAAAGCCUUUGGUUGGCUAUUUCUGAUCUAAGACACAACGAAUGGUGUAAAUUUGUCUGCCCUUGUAUUGCAUGAGACUACACAUUUCUCAGUGUCUCAAGUAAAGCUACAGAUCCUCUCAGUGAUCCUCACACAGAUUGACUGAAGGCUACAGUUACCCUGAUUCUUGCACUCUGUUACAUAGUUCCAUAUAAGGACUUGUACCUAAUGGCCUAUUUUUAUUUUGAAGGAAUUUUCUUUCUCUCUUUUUUUUGAUUGUGCUCUGUAUUAAGUCAUUAAGCAGAAAGCAUCGACGAGGACGUUCUGAUUCUGUUGGAUAUGACCUGCUUGGUGGCCUGAUACAUUUUCAGAUGUUUAAAUGGACUCCUUCUUGCCCACAUGCCAUGGACUAUGUCAAUCCUCAUUUUAGUCGGCAUACACAAAGUGGCAAGUUUUUAAGAGUGCUGUAUUUAUUUUCAAGAGUUCCUUAUUUUAUAUGAGAAUGUUAUGAUUGCGCUCUGAUUGUGGCACACUUGGGGAUCUUUUUUUUCCUGUUUAGGGCCUGCUAAAACUCAUUUCCUUCUCACACCCUCCUUCUCCAUCCUCGUUUGUUUCUUAGUUGACUCCCUCGUAUCUCCUUUUGUUCCUUUGCCUUGCCUGCACCUUAAAGUCCUAGUAUAAAUGAACUCAACCGAGAACCAUCAUAGAAGCUUUUGGGAGACUCUUUUCACUUGUAAAUAGCUGUACAAAGAAAAUACUGUCUGUUUGCUAGGAGGCAUGGAGUUAAAACAAACAAUGAAAUGAGUUAUACAAUGUUUCCAAUGAAGAAAUAAAGGUUAAGAAAAGAGAUUUUGAUAGAUGAAAUUCUGAAAAAAAAAUCUGUGUAAAAAUAUUUAAGACUGUAUAAUAUAAAAGGAGAAAGAGCUUAAUGUAUUUGUUGUGAAUAUGAAAAACUGAUAUAUUAAAGAAGUGCAUGAAAACCUGGAA
Molecule: messenger RNA, 4935 nt
Organism: Pangasianodon hypophthalmus (striped catfish)
Lineage: Eukaryota; Metazoa; Chordata; Actinopteri; Siluriformes; Pangasiidae
Gene: braf
Product: B-Raf proto-oncogene, serine/threonine kinase
Exons: 19
Coding region: 21-2387 (788 amino acids)
Biological process (GO): signal transduction; protein phosphorylation
Cellular component (GO): cytosol; mitochondrion; plasma membrane
Molecular function (GO): ATP binding; protein kinase activity
Source: RefSeq, a predicted model, not a curated record